AUGAAAAUAAAUUCGGUGCUAUCAACAGCAGUAGCUAUCAAUUUGUGGCUUGCAAUUUCAAGUGUUAACUGCCAAUCAGCAGGAUCUCCUAAUGUACAAGCUGCUUAAAAUGAUGAAGAAAUAUGGAAUGUUCUUUCUCUAGACGGUGGUGGUAUAAGAGGUAUAAUUACAGCUACUGUCGUGGAUUACAUGGAGAAGUACGCUUACACCUACUCCAGUAAAUAUUGUUUGCCAAAAAGGGAAUCUAAAAAGGUGUCCAUGGCUGAGUUAUUUGAUAUGGUCAGUGGGACAUCUACUGGAAGUCUCCUAGCCUCUUCUCUUGUGCUUCCGAAUCCAGAUAAAAAUUCUCCUUAAAUUAACAAAUUUUUUGCAUCUGAUGCUUUAAAGAUAUACACUGAGUUCGCACCAGAAGUUUUUCAAAAAUAUUAAUUGCCAAGAAUUUGGAGAAUCGUAGGUUCUUUAGGAUUUGCGAUUGUCGGAGGAAUAAUAUUCUUUUUUGUGGGAUUGAAAUUAUUGACAGAUACUUAAUUUGAAUCAGCUAUCAAAGCUUUUAAGGAAUUUGCAAAGGUAAAAAAGUAGAAUCAUGAUAAAACAUUGGAUGCGUAAGAAAUAGUAAUGGAAGCAACUCUUUUUAUGAAUGUAUCAAUCAAAAUCAAAGAUAUAAAGAAUGGAGAGGCACUUAAGAAGUAGAUAUCAGAAGGGGACUUGGACCAGAUAUAGAGUGCACGAGAGGAAAUCCGUGAUCAUGAAGCUUAAUAUCUAGAAAGAAAAGGAUUCAAGUAUUUGUUCCUAGUUCUUGGAUUUUUCUUUUUCGGGGGUAUAGGUUAUAUUUUAAUGCCUAAGAUGCACGCACUCACUCAUUCAAACUAUGACAGAAGAGGUAUAGAGGGUUUGGUUACCAAACUAUUUGGAUAUGUUCCUAUCUAGGAUGCUCUUACCCCAGAAGUUUGUAUUAUUGCCUACGAAUACAACACUCAUGAACCGAGAAUAUUCUCUAAAUUCACAGCAAAAACAAAUCCAGAAACCUUCAACGUAUCAAUUGGUAAUGCCUCUGAAGCAUCAUCAGCUGCUCCUCUUUACUUUGAUCCUAAAGUCAUAGGAGAUUAAGUACUCAUAGAUGGUGGUGUGAUUGCCAACAAUCCAUCCCUAUAUGCGUAUCUACAUUCAAGAUAUGCAAAUUAAAAAGAAAACAUCAGAUUUGUCUCUAUUGGUACUGGAAUGACAUUACCAAAACCAAUGAAGAAAGAAGAACUUACAAAGGUUGACUGGUUCAUGGAAAUUGGAAAUCUUCUAACUACUGUUGAAUAACUAACUCACGAAUACCUAAUGCGAAAACUGUCCAAGGAAAAUUACAGAUUCUAAGCCCUUAUGGAUAGAGAUCUGGCUCUUGAUUCAUAUUCAGAUGAAAAUAUAGAGGAACUUACUUCAUAUGGAGAUAAAACUAUUUUGAAAUAUCAAAGUCAAAUCUAGGAAGCAGUUAAUCGCGUUGUCGAUCAAAAGUUCAGUAAAAAGUAUUCAUGUUCUAAGCCUUGA
This is a messenger RNA of Stylonychia lemnae, 1533 nucleotides long. The record is from the annotation of a GenBank genome assembly. Lineage: Eukaryota; Ciliophora; Spirotrichea; Sporadotrichida; Oxytrichidae.